AGCUGAAGUAGCUCCAUUCUUUCGACGUUUCGCGUGAGCGACGCAACGAUGCGAGCGCAGGAGUGCAGCUCCUGAUUACCUCACACGCAUUUAUCAUAAGACUAUGCAACGAGUGCUUACACCUAGUGUCAGGAUGUCUCAAACCCCACCCGGCUUCUCGGUAAAGGCGCGAGACGGCAAUGCUCGCUGUGGAACGCUCGUUACAAGAACUGGCAGUAUAGAUACACCAUCGGUUUUGUUGUACACGCGCCGAGGCGGCCCGCUAUCGCUCACCUCGCCGGACAUGCUCGCCGCCGUGACACCGCCAGUGCAGGGUGUGCAGCUGAGCGUAAUGCAAUUCAUGGAGAAUCCGGACGCAGCUACCCUGCGGCAGUACGGCCGCGGCGCGCAGUCCUUCCUGGCCCUAGGUCCCUACCCGGUGCUCGCCAGCAACCGCGACCCAACCAUGUACGAGUUCGGCACUCGGCCCAGCAGCGAGAAGGAGGUGCACGUGUGCAUACACAGCGGGGGGCACAUGGUGGGCCCGGCCCGCUACAUGGACACCGUGGCGGCGCUGCAACCCGACCUGUUCGUCACCCUGUGCGACGAGAUCACGGCCGACUCGCGCUCCAAGCGCAUCGCCACCUCCGCCCGCCGCACCGCCGCCUGGCUCAGCACCUGCCUGGAGCUGGCGGCCCAGCACUCGCAGCCCCGGCAGCAGCAAGAGCAGCAGGAGCCGGCGGAGCAGCAAAAGCAGCAGCAGGAGGAGGCGGGGGCGGGGACACAAGGGGCGGCGGCAGCGGCAGGACAAGAAGGGGAUGCGGCGGUGGCGGGGCCGCUGGCGGGCAGCCUGGCGCUGGCGGCGCUGACGGGCGGAGCGCUGCCGGCGGAGCGGACCCGUGCGGCCAAGGCGGUGGGGGACCGGUCGGACGUUGCGGGCUAUGCGAUCUGCGGCCUGGGCACGGGCGAGGACCCGGCGCAGCGGCCGGCGCUGAUCGCGGCUUCGCUGGAGGGGCUGGGCCUGGCGCCGGAGGCUGCGGCGGCGCGUGUGGUGUUCGCCAGCGGCGUGGUGGGCGGGCCUGACGAGCUGCUGGAGGCGGUGGCGGCGGGCGUGGACCUGAUGGACUGCGGCUUCGUGGCGCAGGUGACGACCGGCGGCUACGCACUCACGUUCCCGCUACGGCCGCCGCAGGGCUGGCAGCCGGGCGACGCGCCCUCGGCCGCCGGCGCGGGUGCGGGCGGCGCUGACGUGGCGCUGGGCUCCGACGACACCAAGAUGAACCUGUGGUCCACAGCCUACCGGCUGGACAAGGGCCCGCUGCUGCCGGGCUGCGGCUGCUUCGCCUGCGCCCGCCACAGCCGCGCCUACGUGCACCACCUGCUCAACGCGCACGAGAUGCUGGGCGAGGUGCUGCUGGAGGCGCACAACACCAGCCACAUGAACGGCUUCUGCCAGGCGAUCCGUGAGGCCAUUGCGGAGGGCCGCUUCGAGCAGUACCGCGCCUGGUUCCGCAGCCUGAGGUCGUCACCCCUGGUGGACAUGACGCCGCCGGGGUUGGCCCAGGCGGCCAAGCGGAGAGCGUCCGGGCCAGCGGGCGAGGACGCAGGCGUGAAGGGAGCAGAGGACCGGCCCGCGGACGCGGAGGCGCCGGCGGAGGGCGCAGGGAGCUUCGGUGGCAAGCGGCCGGCCGGACGGGCAAAGUGGGUGCGGGUGUGAGCGGGUGUAUGUGGGCGCGCGUGUCCGCGUGCGUGUUUGCCGCGCGCGGCGUGUGAUGGCCAGGUAGCGAGGUGGUGGGUGGGGUCCGGGCCGGUUGGCGCCAAAGGAGCCCGGGACUCGUGUGUGCCUGUGUGGGGCCAUGGCAGACGGCUAGCUGUAGCCGCGGCUGUAGCAGCAGCAUAGGCAGAUAGGGGGAGAGCAAGGCACCUCGUGAACCAGCAGCAACCCGGGGGCCCGGGUGAGGUCGGGCCGUGUGAGCGCGGUGGGUCGGCAGCCGGGACCGAGGGCUGACAGCUGUAAACGCGGGGUCCC
Molecule: messenger RNA, 2008 nt
Organism: Chlamydomonas reinhardtii
Lineage: Eukaryota; Viridiplantae; Chlorophyta; Chlorophyceae; Chlamydomonadales; Chlamydomonadaceae
Exons: 9
Coding region: 134-1696 (520 amino acids)
Molecular function (GO): tRNA-guanosine(34) queuine transglycosylase activity
Source: RefSeq, a predicted model, not a curated record